Messenger RNA from Penicillium verrucosum, 1767 nucleotides. RefSeq names its product putative ceramide glucosyltransferase. Gene Ontology annotation, biological process: glucosylceramide biosynthetic process. The transcript has 2 exons. Gene Ontology annotation, molecular function: ceramide glucosyltransferase activity. Gene Ontology annotation, cellular component: membrane. The record is from RefSeq and is a predicted model, not a curated record. NCBI's taxonomy places the organism in Eukaryota, Fungi, Ascomycota, Eurotiomycetes, Eurotiales, Aspergillaceae. Bases 1 to 1767 code for a protein of 588 amino acids.
AUGAAAUCCACCCGCAUGCAAUUGCUUCUUCUCCAGAAUGUCCCUCUCAUCUGCGUCUAUGUUGCUAUUGCUUUUCCUUCGUGUCCCAUGCUAAAGCCUACAUUUUCGUUCCUCCUUCGCAGAUCUGACGAUGGCGCGCUGGGCGCAUCCGUCGCGAUCGGUUGGAUUGCCCUGAUAUGGUAUACAUUCAUACUCGCAGUUUGCGGUCUAGGAUAUUUUCAGAUAUGGAAAUAUUUCCUCAGCCAGCCGCAUCGGUCACGGCUAACGAACACCUCCGACGUACCGCACAUCACCGCCAUCCGACCGGUCAAGGGCCUCGAGCCGCACCUGUAUGACUGCCUCGCUGCCACCUUUCGACAGGACUACCCGAGCGACAAGCUCAGCAUUCGUCUCUGUGUAUCGACACGCGACGACCCGGCCUAUCCUACCCUCCGCAAACUAAUCACCGACUUCCCGCAUGUUGACGCACGGAUUUUUGUCGAAGAUGAAGAUCCCCUCUUGCAGCAGGAUGGCAUCAAUACGUACACGCUCGGGCCGAAUCCCAAGAUCCGGAAUAUGAGCCGCGCAUAUCGAGAAGCGAAAGGAGAUAUUGUCUGGAUCAUUGACUGCAAUGUCUGGGUCGGGAAGGGAGUCUGUGCCCGGAUGGUGGACAGGCUGUGCGGAACGGGGCCCUCCUCAAACAAGAAAUACAAGUUCGUGCACCAUCUACCCGUGGCCGUGGAUGUGACCGGAGAGAGCAACCUGCGUGAAGAGCGACAGGCGCUCGUGGACGCCAACCCACAGUCCACGGAUGCCGAUGCAGCGGCCGCAGCGAUGCCUUCCGUCCGUCCAGAGGAUGGCCCUGCAGCCAUGAUAGCCACUGGAGGCGGUCGCUUGGAAGAACUGUUCCUGUCCUCCGCGCACGCGAAAAUGUAUACUGCGAUCAACACGGUUCUUGUUGCGCCAUGCAUCGUGGGAAAAUCCAACAUGUUCCGCCGCUCCCAUCUCGACUAUCUUACCAGUCCAUCGGUUUUGGGUCCCGAGGCUCGUCAUCCCGGCAUCGAUUUCUUCUCCGACAACAUCUGCGAGGACCAUCUUAUUGGCGAUCUGCUGUGGAAGAAGCAGGUGCGGGAAGAGAAAGAGCUCCGCGAGCGUUGGGGCAAGCAUGCCAUGGUCUUUGGUGACAUGGCUAUUCAACCUGUCGCCAACAUGAGUGUGCCGGCAUACAUCGCCCGUCGUAUCCGGUGGCUGCGAGUCCGUAAAUUUACUGUUUUACUCGCUACGCUUGUCGAACCAGGCACCGAGUCCUUCUUAUGCACAACAUAUGGCGCCUGGGGCGUCACUACUGCCUUGGCGCCGUAUCUUGAGCGGAAGGGUGUGCAAUUUGCUGCCCAUCUCGGGACGUGGUGUGCGUUUUUUGUCGUGUUCGUAUUUGGCAUGGUCUCCUGGAUCCUAGUCGAUUGGACACUGUAUAUCAAGCUGCAUUCGGCAAGAUGCAUCGAGUUGGACGAGGAUACCCCAGCUUUUGCUCGGCCUCAACGCUACCGGUCAUCCCAAACUACUCGUCGCCCGUUCAUGCAAUGGUUUGGCGCCUGGCUCGGCCGUGAACUGCUGGCCUUGCCUAUCUGGAUCAUGGCAGUGUACGGCGGUGUGACGGUCGUGUGGCGAGACCGGCGCUUUAAGGUCGGCUUCGAUGCGAAAGUUCGGGAGAUCGAUCCCUCUACUCCACUACCUGUGGAGGUGUCGCCUUCUCCCGGGGCAGUAGCGGGCAAGGUCCGCAGUGAUUGA